AUGAAGUUCCAAACUAUUAAUAAUCUCCUCCUUCUCCUCCUCCUCCUCCAUAUCUUCCCAGUGACAACAAGUGUUGCCACCACAGUGCCUGCUUACACGCCAGCUGACCGUAUCCUCCUCAACUGCGGUGCCUCAGGCAUCUUCAACGACACCAGCCACCGGAGUUGGGUGGGCGAUGCCGAGUUAAAAUUCAUGCCAGCAAAUGCAGCUGCCAUAUCUUUUUCAUCCACAGCCUCAAAUAUAGAUCCCAAUGUUUCUCCACUCCCUUAUCACACCGCUCGUAUUUUCACUAACUCUUUCACCUACACAUUUCCCAUCACCAAAGGCCAGAAAUUCCUUCGCCUCUACUUCUACCCCAGCAUUUACUCCCACCAUGACACUUCUAAAUCUCUCUUCUCUGUCUCUGCAAAUUCCUUUACCCUACUGACCAAUUUCAGCGCUUUCCUUCAUUCCCGGAAUUCUUCACAGCCAUCUUUCAUGAAAGAAUUCGCCAUCGAUGUCCAAGAUUAUAAUCAAACACUAGUUUUAACUUUCUCCCCAGAGCCAUACUCCACCGGUUUCGUGAAUGGCAUUGAAAUUGUGUCAAUCCCGGAUGAACUCUACUUACAUAGAAAUGAUUCAAUCAAAUAUGAUGGCAAGAACACUCAGAUAUUUUAUCAGGGUCGCAGUUCAGCUCUUGAGACUCUUUACAGGCUAAACGUUGGCGGCGACAGAGUUAAUAUUGAAGACGACAGUGGCAUGUACCGGGCAUGGUACCCAGAUGAUGGCUACUUAAGUGGCCAAGCUUUUGGCUACACUCAGGCCAUCGGCAAUUCCGAGGUUAAGGCCACUGUUCCAUACACUGCUCCAGAAGUAGUCUACACAAGUGCCAGAAUGACCUACAACACCAGUAGCUUAAAUUGGGAAUUUCCAGUGGAUUCAGGGUUUAACUAUCUUGUCAGGUUGCACUUUUGUGAAUUUACGCAAGGUGUAACUAAGUCAGGACAAAGGACUUUUUCGAUUCUCUUAAACAAAACCGCUGCUGAUAUUGCAGCUGACGUUGUCUCUUGGGCCGGCGGUCCUCUAAUUCCCACCUUCAAGGACUACAUCAUAUGGCUACCUGAUCACCACAACGAUCGUGGGAAACAAAACCUGGGCCUGUCUUUGUCUCCUAACUCUGCAAAAGAUCAACAGUAUCGUAAUGCUUUCUUGAAUGGCCUUGAAAUAUUCAAGCUCAAUCGUACAAACGGGAGCCUAGCAUCUGCCAACCCUGAGCUUGCGGUCAAAUCUAUUGAGCUGACGGUGAAGCCCAAGCAGGAGAAGAAAAUUCGAGAAUUGUCUAUAAUUUUUGGGAGUGUGGUUGGCUUCCUUGCAGUGGCUGGAGUCACGGCUUUCCUGAUUUGUCGAAGGCUGAAUAAAGGGAAGGAAGCAUCUAAUGGCAGUGCCGCCGAGUCAUCCUUCCAACCUUCUUCAAUCACGUCAACAUACACAACUAGUACUACUGCAGAUCCGCAUCCUUGGAAAUCCUGCAGAUAUUUCGCGCUCGCUGAGAUCAAAGCUGCAACAUCCAACCUAGAUCGAAACUCCAUCAUUGGGAGAGGAGGAUUUGGGUGCGUUUACAUGGGAGUCAUAGAUGACGGUGCCACCACCGUGGCGAUAAAACGGCUCAACCCGUCGUCAAAUCAAGGGGCUCAUGAGUUCCUAACCGAAAUCCACAUGUUGUCAAAGCUGAGGCACCUCCACUUGGUAUCACUAAUUGGCUACUGCGACGAGGAUGGCGAGAUGAUCUUGGUGUAUGAUUACAUGGCCCACGGCUCUUUACAUGACCAUCUCUACACCUGCCGCAACCCCCAAUUAUCGUGGAAGCAGCGCCUCCAGAUCUCCAUGGGCGCUGCAAAAGGACUGCACUAUCUCCACACCGGCGCUGAACACGCCAUCAUACAUCGCGACGUCAAGUCCACUAACAUCCUACUCGACCACAACUGGAUCGCCAAGAUAUCUGAUUUUGGACUGUCCAAAAUGGGAGAGUCGAACGAUUCGUUCACUCAUAUCAGCACCAACGUCAAGGGCACCUUCGGGUACUUGGAUCCGAAAUACUUUUCGACUCAUCAACUGACAAGAAAAUCAGAUGUGUAUGCAUUUGGAGUGGUUCUGUUCGAGCUUAUUUCUGGAAGAGCGGCGGUGGAUGUGAGGCUGGAUGAGGAGCAGCAUAGCCUGGCUGGAUGGGCUCGAUUUUGUGUGCGAGAAGGAAGAGUGGACGGACUCAUUGACAGCAACCUUGAGGGGCAGAUUUCAGCAAGUUGUUUGGAUGUGUUUGUUGGAAUAGCAGGGAGAUGCAUACACAUUCAGCCAUUGGAAAGGCCUACCAUGGCUGAUGUGGUGAUGGGCCUCGAAUUAGCAGUGUCGUUACAGGAGACAACCGUGGUGGAAGAUAAUGAAAAUGAUGCCGGAGGGAUUCACAGCGAUCGGAGCCAGGUGGCUGUUGAUGUGAUAUGUAGCACAGAUUGAUGUGAUAUGUAGCACAGAUUGUACUAUCAAAUAUAUACUAUAUCUAUGCAUGAUUAGGAGUCCCUUUUUAUCACAAAUUUUAAGAAUUUUGAAGGAAUGUGAGUUGAAAAUGUAAACAGUCAAUGGAAUCAGUAGCCUAUGGAGUACUAUUCAGAACAAAAGUAAAAUAUGACUUGUGUAAUACAAGUGGAUCAAGUCAUG
Messenger RNA from Salvia hispanica, 2688 nucleotides. The record is from RefSeq and is a predicted model, not a curated record. Lineage: Eukaryota; Viridiplantae; Streptophyta; Magnoliopsida; Lamiales; Lamiaceae.